This is a messenger RNA of Globicephala melas (long-finned pilot whale), 3960 nucleotides long. It is a transcript of the gene TRAPPC13, whose product is annotated as trafficking protein particle complex subunit 13. NCBI's taxonomy places the organism in Eukaryota, Metazoa, Chordata, Mammalia, Artiodactyla, Delphinidae. Gene Ontology annotation, cellular component: TRAPPIII protein complex. The record is from RefSeq and is a predicted model, not a curated record.
GCUGGGACGGUCUCUUCGAGCAUCCUCCCGCCAGCCGCUAGGUGUUUGGGUUCGCAGGCCUGUGCGUGGGCACUUUGUUAUUUUUUUAAUUGUUAUUAUUGAGGAGUCUGAAAUAGAUGGAAGGAGUAAAAUUAAGAGAAAAAAGAAGGGAUAAAACAAAAGUAAAGUUUUGGGGUGAAAUUCCCGCUCCAGGAACGACCUUUUCUCCCCAGCUGCAAAACGGACCGGGGCGAGAGGGGACUACAUGUCCCUGCAUGCCCUGCGGCUUUUGAACUACAAGUCCCAGCUUGCCACAUCUCUAUCAUUUACUGCAAUUGAUGCGGUUGACUAAGCCUACUUUAUUCACCAAUAUUCCAGUAACAUGUGAAGAGAAAGACUUGCCUGGAGACCUCUUUAACCAGCUCAUGAGAGAUGAUCCUUCAACUGUAAAUGGUGCAGAGAUUUUAAUGUUGGGAGAAAUGUUGACUUUACCACAGAAUUUUGGGAAUAUAUUUUUGGGAGAGACCUUUUCCAGUUAUAUCAGCGUUCAUAAUGAUAGCAAUCAAGUUGUAAAAGAUAUAUUGGUUAAAGCUGAUCUUCAGACAAGUUCUCAGCGUUUAAAUCUCUCAGCCUCCAAUGCUGCAGUGGCUGAACUUAAACCCGAUUGUUGUAUAGAUGAUGUCAUACACCAUGAAGUAAAGGAGAUUGGAACACACAUCUUGGUGUGUGCAGUGAGUUAUACAACUCAGGGUGGAGAAAAAAUGUAUUUUAGAAAAUUCUUCAAAUUUCAGGUUCUCAAACCAUUGGAUGUGAAAACCAAAUUUUACAAUGCAGAGAGUGACCUCAGUUCUGUGACGGAUGAAGUAUUUCUUGAAGCCCAGAUUCAGAACAUUACAACCUCACCCAUGUUUAUGGAGAAAGUUUCAUUGGAGCCAUCUAUAAUGUACAAUGUAGCAGAAUUAAAUUCAGUCAACCAAGCUGGAGAAUGUGUAACUACAUUUGGGUCAAGAGCAUAUCUGCAGCCAAUGGAUACACGCCAGUACUUGUACUGCCUAAAACCCAAGAAGGAGUUUGCAGAAAAAGCAGGCAUCAUUAAGGGAGUAACGGUAAUUGGAAAGUUGGAUAUAGUAUGGAAAACAAAUCUAGGUGAAAGGGGAAGAUUACAGACCAGCCAACUUCAAAGAAUGGCUCCAGGUUAUGGAGAUGUUAGGUUGUCUUUGGAGGCAAUCCCAGAUACUGUAAACCUAGAAGAACCUUUUCAUAUUACUUGUAAAAUAACAAACUGCAGCAGUGAAAGGACGAUGGAUCUCGUUUUGGAAAUGUGCAAUACCAGUUCUAUCCACUGGUGUGGCAUUUCAGGAAGACAGCUUGGAAAGCUCCAUCCAAGUUCCUCUCUCUGCCUUGCCCUCACUCUACUGUCUUCAGUACAGGGACUGCAAAGUGUCUCCGGCUUAAGACUAACAGACACGUUCUUAAAGAGAACAUAUGAAUAUGAUGACAUCGCACAAGUCUGCGUGGUAUCUUCGGCCAUUAAAGUGGAAAGCUGAAGAAAAUUUCCAAUGUUAUGCUUGUCAUUGAGUUUCCCAGAACUUUCUGUGUUUUUGUCACUUUUGUAAAAUGAUCAAGUCAACAGUAAAAAUAAGUAUAUAUUAUUUAAAUUUCUUUCCUGUAAAACAGUUAAAAUAUUUGUUUUGAAAAGAACCAUUUACUGAUUUUAUCUUGUGAGUUACAGUCUAGAUGAACAUUUGUAUACUUUCCACACAUAUUCUAUUUUGUUUCAUUUUAAAUGACCAUUGGACUUUGUUCUCCAAAAGCUCUGUAUUUGAGGCCAUUUGUCCCUAGCAGGUAUCUUGAAUAAUGGUCAGUGAACUUUUCAUGUAAAGGGCCAGAUACUACGUAUUUUAGAUCUUGCAGUCCAUGUGGUUUCUAUUGAAAAUGCUCAACUCUGCUGUUAUAGUGCAAAAGCAGCCAGUAGGCAAAAAUUGCACAGCAGCGUUUACAAAAACAGACAGCUGACCAGAUUUGGUCUGCGGGCCAUAGUUUGCUGAUCUCAAUCUAGAAGAUACAGUUGUUUCUUAAAGUUUUAGAAUUCUUACAAUAUUUUACUUAGAAGUAUUUCAGUUAACCCCAGUUUUUUCCAUCAGUCAAUAAAAAAAGUUUAAAAUAACCGGGGUGGUCCUCCUGUAAUCUUGUAUUUGCUAACACAAUAUGAGUUUUUCUAGUUGUUUUCAAAAUUAUCGUAUUGGUAUCUGUGUUUGUGUGUACAUACAAACACACACAUCUAAGUUUCAGUUACUAACAGAUCAGAAUUGGUUUUAUUUCUUAAACUGUUGAUUACUCUGUUAACUAAGAAGUCUGAUAAUUUUCUAAUUCUAAGCCAAAAAAGUCCUGUUUUUUUUUUCCCCAUUGAAAAAUAAGCCACUUAUUUUCAUAAGGAUUAAAGGAUUUCCAGCUUCUGAUAUUUGCUUUUGAACUCUACAUCAUGUAUUAAUAUUACAAAACUUUCUAUCUCUGCAUGUAAUCACACUAAUUUACUUAUGCCAUAUACAAAACAAUGAGAAAGUUAAGACUAUAAACAACUUUACAACAUGAAUGUAAUAAAAGUUUCAAUAUUUUGAAAACAAAAGCUAAUACUGUUAAAUAAAACUUAUUUUGCUAAGUUGAAAUUCAAGGAUGUAUAUAUAAUUGCUUACAUGUAAAGAGUGCAUAAAGUCAAAUACAAAAGUUGUUUUUUCUUAAAUGCAUUAAUUAUUUAUUGCCAUGACAAACUGUUCGGUCCAAAAUGAAAGCUAUAUUCAGAAUGAGAUUUGCCCUUAAAUUGGAGAGGUAAUCAAUGAAAUGUCUGUGCAAAAUAAAGUGCAAGCAGUAUAAAAUUGAAGCCUGUGUUUCCUCCAAAAUGAGAACAAUUGAUUAAAUGAUGAAAUAAGACUUUAUAGCCACUGCACUGGGUACUGCGAUAACUUUUCAAGCAUCUUCUCAUGACUGAACCUUCUGUUUCAUUCCGUUUCAAAUUUUAAGAGUAACAUACAGUGGUCACUUGGAAUCUGCUAUAUAAUUUGACUUAUAAUUACAAAGACUCCUUUUAUAAGCAAUACCUAGACACAUAAUGUUCCUUCUUUAAGUAAAGGUUAGAAAAUGUCAUCUUAGAAAGGAUCUGUUUAAACCAUGUUAUAAAAAUUAGCUAAACAAUUUGGUACAUUAAGUGGAAAUGUCAUUUGUGUAAAAAGGACAUUGUAAAUUUUACAUAGCAUCAUAACAGCUACAGCUACUAUAAUGAAAAGUGGUUAAUGGAAGUCAGUUAUUCCUAAGUAGAAUGUAUAUAAAGAUUUACUUUAAUGCUCUCUUGUUUCAGACAAGCAAAAUAACUUUUGGAGCACUGUUUAGCAUUUUAAGAGUAGCUAACACGAUACAGCUACACAAAACCUUCUUGCAAUAGCGUGCAAUGCAGUAAUUCCAAAGUGAUGAAAGUACUUAAAAAGCAAAAAUGGCUUGAAUAGAAUGGAAAUCCAGGUAAGUGGACAGAUUAUCUAGGUUUAAUUUGUUAUGGAUGGUAUAUUAGAAGAGAAACAAACUAGAAGGAUGAAAUGGAAUACACCAAUUCGCAUUACUUCAUGUAAAAAGAAUGGCUACCUUAACUACAGAUAUUAGUAAAUCAAAACAUUUGUUUUAAACUGUUUUUUCUUAUAAUGUCUUCAAUUUUGGUAUCAAAGUAAUGGUGAAAUAAAAUGAGUUGGGAAGUGUUUCCUCUUCUGUUUUCUGGAAGAGAUUGUGUAGAAUUGGUAUUAAGUGUUUGGUAGAAUUCACCAUUGAAACUGGGCCUGUAUCUUUCUUUUCUGGAGGAUAUCUUUAUUUCUUCAGUGAGCUUUGGUAGUUUGCAUCUUACAAGGAAUUUGUCUGUUUCAUCUAAGUUGUUAAAUACAUGGAUGUAAAGUUGGUCAUAGUAUUUUCUAAUAAUCUUUUUAAUGUCUACGGGGUCAGCAG